UAGUGCCAAUCAGAACUCUCUCCGCCCUACAACCCACCAAUCAGCUGUCCGGGCGCCCCAGAGCUGGAGCGGAUAAUACAGUGGGGCGAGUCGGGCUGGGCACCGCACGGAGGGGAGCAUAGAGGCGGGUGCUGGCGCUGUGCUGUUAAGGCCUGGGGUGCUGAAGACAAAUGCACCCCAACCCUCCCUUGCAUAGCUCUCUCCCUCAAGCCUGAUAAACCACCACAGCAUCUCAGCCCCGCCAGCCCCUGGCUUCGGCCCCCGCAGCUUGCCCAUCGCUGGCAGGCGCUGCCGUGUCCCUCCCUGGCCCGUCCCAGCCUGCAGAGGUGACUGCCCCGCACCGAGCCGCGAUGUGUCGGGGCUGCUGAGGAGCUGCGGUCCCCCCCACCCCCGGGCUCUGUGCUGUCCCGGGUUCGGUCUGCGCCCAGCCACUCCCGCGGAGCUGGAUGCGGGCUGCGUCUGCGGCCGGCCUCGGGCUCUGAACUUCGAUUUGUUCUAACCCUCAUACACCAGAGGGAGGAAACCAGGAAAACUCUUCCGACCUUGCAACCCGCUGGGUGCUGCCAGCCCGACCGCCCGUGCUGCGCUUGGCCCACCGGAAUGAGGAGUCUUGGAAACGAGCCCCUAGACCCCUUUCUUCUGCCCUUCCACGCCGAUCCUGCGUUCGUUGGGCGAGCAAAAUUCCCAGGGAGGUUAUCGGGAGUUUCGGAUGUUCAAGGAAUGCAGCGCGGAGCGGCAGAUCCGGGCGGUGCCAUGGCCGAGGGGCAGGCCGCCUCCGGGGCCGACUGGGAGAUCGACGUGGAGAGCCUGGAGCUGGACGAGGGCGAGGAGCGGCUCGGGGCCUGCCUGCUGCAGGGCGGCGGCCCGGGGGAGCAGGAGGACGAGGAGGAGGAGGAGGACGAGGAGGAGGAGGACGGGGAAGAGGAGGGGGCGGCCCCGCCGGCCCCUAGCCAGCCCAAGCAGCAGCAGGUGGAGCGGGGCAGCGGAGGGGAGCAGAGGAAGCUGAGCCGGACCCCCAAGUGCGCCCGCUGCCGCAACCACGGCGUGGUGUCCUGCCUGAAGGGCCACAAGCGCUUCUGCCGCUGGCGGGACUGUCAGUGCGCGAACUGCCUGCUGGUGGUGGAGAGGCAGCGGGUCAUGGCCGCCCAGGUGGCGCUCCGGAGGCAGCAGGCCACUGAGGAUAAGAAGGGACUAACAGGGAAACAGGCUAAUUUUGAGCGCAAAACAGUCUACCAGAGGCCUGUCAGGACGCCCAGCUUGCUGGCCAAAAGCAUUUUGGAAGGUUAUCGCCCCAUGCCAGCAGAUCCUUACCUGGGAGGGAAUUCACCUUUACCACCCCCUGUAAGUGACAGGAUGAGGAAAAGACGGGCCUUUGCUGAUAAAGAGCUGGAGAACAUUAUGUUAGAGAGAGAGUAUAAAGAAAGGGAGAUGAUGGAAGCCACUCAAGCUGCUGCCCUUUUCCUGCCUAACCAUAUGGUGCAUGGAACUGAAUACAAUUCCUACAAAACUGCCUUUAACCCUACCCAAGUUGAAGCUCCUAGCAAGGAGUUUUGCAACUUCUUACCAACCUGCCUUGACCUAACCAUGCAGUAUUCAGGAUCUGGGAAUAUGGAACUGAUUUCUUCAAAUGUCAGUGUAGCCACUACCUACAGGCAAUAUCCCUUGUCCUCCAGAUUAUUGGUAUGGCCAAAGCGUGGCCCCAUUAGUGAUGCUUUUCUCUACCAGCAAUGCCUACUGAAUGCUACUGCAGUCCAAGCUCUCAAACCUGGGGCAGCCUGGGACUCCAAGACUUCACAAAGCCAGGAUUGUGUAAAUUCAGAGCAGGAGAUGAUGUCACCAAAAACUGAAAAUUCACUUGUGCUUUCUCAUGCUCGAGAAAUUCAGCAUGUCCCUCAGGAGGCCCGUGAGAGGUCUGCUUUCUCUCCUCCUAAAAGGACUUUUCCACAGAUUUCUGAGAAGGAUUCUCUGGCUUCUCAAGAACACAUCUUAAGCAAGAUCAGCAAAGAAAAUACCAAGCAUCCUCACACACUCAAGUAUAAUCCGUUCCACUCAUUUUUACAGCAAACAUUUCAUGACAAAUCGGGGCCUGAGUUAAAAACUUCGUUUGUAAAAGAGAGCUUUGAAGAGACAUCUAAGAAGUACAGAGAGUGCUCCAUCAAAGAGAACCAAAAGUACAAAUUUACAAUAGACAGAUACUCAAAAGACUUUUUUGGGGCCAAACAAGCUGCAACAAAACUCUCAGCAAAUGAGCCUCUAUCAUUCUCUGUUGAAUCAAUCCUUAAACGACCCUCUUCUGCAGUCACUAAUGUCUCGCAGUAACUGCAUCUUCAAUGUCAAGUUUAAAUGUUUGCCAUCUGCAAAGUUGCUGCCGCCUGCCUUUUCUCUCCAAAGAUUUGUACAAAGGAAUUUGUUAUGUAAAUGGUGAUUUAAAAAAAAACCUGUGUACAUAAAUAUGCAUGUUUUCUCUCAUGAAAAUAAAUAUUUAAAUUUUAAAAAUGAAAACGGUGCAUGUGCAGACUGUAAAGUGUAGGCUUUAUACAGCACUUCAAACGUUACAAUAAAAUGAGAUGACUUAU
This is a messenger RNA of Chelonia mydas (Green sea turtle), 2576 nucleotides long. RefSeq names its product doublesex and mab-3 related transcription factor 2 (gene DMRT2). Gene Ontology annotation, molecular function: DNA-binding transcription factor activity, RNA polymerase II-specific; RNA polymerase II cis-regulatory region sequence-specific DNA binding. Gene Ontology annotation, cellular component: nucleus. Gene Ontology annotation, biological process: regulation of transcription by RNA polymerase II; sex differentiation. The transcript has 5 exons. The coding region runs from base 601 to 2319 and encodes 572 amino acids. Lineage: Eukaryota; Metazoa; Chordata; Testudines; Cheloniidae. The record is from RefSeq and is a predicted model, not a curated record.